AUUGUACAAUGAAAUGCAAAAUGUUAAACACCACAAAUAUACAAGUUCAUGAUAAAUAUAUCGAAUGUAUACAAUAAACCAUUGAAUAAAAUAAAUUAAUUAUAUGAAUAAUUAACAAGGGUACAGCGCGACCUGGAGAAAAAAAAGAGAAAUCUGUAUGGUCGCGCGAUUUGUCUCAUACUUUUCAUUUCUAUUCUGUUUUUUUGAAAAAUGUGCUAUGUCAGACAGAGAAAUCAAUUAUGUACAAAAUAUUCCAAAACAAUAUUUGUAAAAGAGUAAUAAAACGAAUUUUAGGACGCUUGCUUGUAUUCAAGGUGAAAGACAGUUAUCGUUGUCGUUCGUUGUACAGCGCUAACAGUGGUAGUCGUAGGCGACAUGAAAAGCAGCGAUCAAGUGCGUACGAUGUCAGUUAAGUGUUGACUUUGGAAGGAGUGACUCGAAGGGAGGAAAGAAGAUAGAAGAAAGAAAUAGAACGAGGAAAAGGAUGCCACCCUGUUUGCUCUAGUCUCUUUUUGGUAGCUUAAAACGUUAUUGUUUCUGUGUGAUUUUUAGAAUUCUAAGAUCAAAAGUGAUACAAUGAAUAAGGAUUCAAAUAACAUGAAGCGGAACCCCAAGGAAACCGCGAAUAUCUUCAGUCAGAUUUUCCUCUGGUGGAUGAAGGAAUUAUUUAUGAAAGGUGCGAAGAGGGACCUGGAGGAAUCAGAUAUAUAUCGGCCUCUAAACGCAGACCGCUCUGAAAAAGCGACAAACCAUCUAGAAAAAUACUGGAAUUGCGAAUUAGAGAAGCUAAAAAAGCUAGAGUAUACUGUGGGCAAAGACGGGCAGAAGGUGCCGCUGAAGAAAAACGGUCGACCGAGAUUGUACAAAGCGAUCUUUCGCGCCUUUUGGCUGCCAUACUUUAUCACUGGAAUCUACUCGAUCAUCCAGCUCGUCGUGUUGCGCGUGCUGCAGCCGAUUCUGCAGGGUUGGAUAAUCAAAUAUUUCAACGGCAAACCAGACGCGUCGGACAGAGUCACUAGAGAAGAUGCGCUAAUUUACACCGCUUACCUGGUCAUAAGUUUGAUCAUCACCGUCAUAUUACUGCAUAACGUAAGCUUAAUGAUGCAGCAAAUCGGAAUGAGAGUACGCAUCGCCUGUAGCUCGCUGGUCUACAGAAAGUUGUUACGGCUAAGUAGAACGUCUCUGAGUCAAACCGGCACCGGACAAAUUGUAAAUCUUCUCAGUAACGACGUUCUUCGCUUCGAUCAGUUGUCGAUAUAUCUGAACUACAUAUGGAUCAUGCCUAUUCAGCUCGUGACCGUGACUUACAUAAUGUGGCAGAAGAUCGGCAUCUCGACCUUCGUCGGCGUCGGAAUGCUAUUGAUUAUUACUUUACCGAUCCAGGGGACUUUUAGUCUUUUAAGUCGCAAUAUCAGAGCUUCAAUAGCGGUACUCACCGAUCGUAGGGUGCAGCUGAUGAGCGAGCUCAUAGCCGGGAUACAGGUGGUGAAGAUGUACGCCUGGGAGAAGCCGUUCAGUAAGAUCGUCUCGAUCACGAGAGCACUGGAGAUCGACAAGAUCAAAUUUUCAUCAUACGUGCGCGCUGCGUAUGUGGGCAUCAUAGUGUUCACCGAGAGACUCAUUCUUUACAUUACCCUGAUAACGUUUGUUCUUUCCGGAAAUCGUCUGACCGCCGAUGUGACUUACGUUUUGGCGAGUUACUUCAAUAUUCUUCAGCUUACCACCGCACUGUUCUUCCCGCAAGCGUUGAUACAAAUUGGCGAGACAAUGGUGUCCAUAAAUCGAUUGGAGGAAUUCCUCCUCAUGGAUGAAGUGAACAUGGAACGGCCUGAAAUAAAAUCGCAGUCAAAAUCUGCACUUAACAAAUCAUCCAAAACAAAAUCAUCUAAAACUGCCACAAAAAAUAUAAGGCACGAUGAUAGCAAUGGAACUUCUCAUCCUGUUCCUCAGGUAUUGUCUGACCGUCCAGUUCGCGUAGAACUUCAGCGCGUUUCCGCCAACUGGAUUAACGGCCAACUGCCGCCGACAUUGUGCAACAUCUCUACAACAAUCAAACCUGGUGAAUUAUGCGCCCUUGUGGGUGCUGUGGGUUCCGGCAAGUCAUCUUUGCUCCAUUUGCUUCUGAAGGAAUUAAAUCCUGGCGCGGGUAACGUGAUUUUUACUCAAGAUUUUUCGCAAGAAAGCGAGAAAAUGAACAUCAGGUGCAAAAUGAACAUCGGUUACACAAUGGACAACCCGAACCUAUGUAUUUCUUACGCCAGUCAAGAAGCCUGGCUCUUCGGUGGCACCGUGAGGGAUAACAUCCUGUUUGGUCAACCUUAUGAUAAAACGAAAUAUGCGCAGGUGACGAGCGUAUGCGCCUUGACGAAGGACUUUCGGCAGUUGCCGCAGGGUGACAUGACGAUAAUUGGAGACAGAGGUGUAUCUUUGUCCGGAGGUCAGAGAGCGCGAGUUAAUCUUGCGAGAGCGGUUUAUAGACAAGCGGACCUCUACUUGUUGGACGAUCCUUUAAGCGCAGUGGACACUCAUGUAUCCAAACAUCUCUACAAAAAGUGCAUUACCGAAUAUCUAGCCGGCAAAACGAGAAUUCUCGUCACCCAUCAGCUGCAGUUUCUUAAACGAGCGGAUCACAUUAUCGUGUUGGAUCGAGGUUUCGUGAAGAUGCAAGGGAGCUACAACGAGCUGGUGGAAUCGAACAAGGAUUUCAUUAAUAUGAUGGAUAGCUUGAGUCACGAGGCACAAAAGAAAGAGGAAGUGAGGAAAAUCUCGGUAUUGUCCAGCAAGAAGAUCUCAAUAAUGAGGCGUCCUUCGGGACUCUCGAUUAAAAGUUGCGCCGAAUACUCUGACAUCGACGACAUGAACUACGAGGAAAGCAGUCAGGACGGCGAGGCAAUAGCGCAAGGGAAUUUGUCCAGUAAGGUGUACAAGGAAUACAUGCAUCAUGGCGGCAAUUAUUUCGUCUUGUUUUUGUUGAUGAUGUGCUUCGUCAUCAGCCAAAUCGCCACUACCGGCAACGACUACUGGGCCUCAUAUUGGACCAACUUGGAAGAAGAACGGUACAGCGAAAGUACAUCAGACGCCGAACGUGUAAACCACCAGUUCAGAAACAUGCGCAACGACAGUUUCCUGAGUUUGAUCUUCACCCUGAAUCCGGAUGGCCUACUCAGCUCCAACUCCGCCAUUUAUGUCUACACAUUCACUAUUCUUGCCUGCACCAUUACCACGUUGUCACGCAGCUUUCUCUUCAUGAAGAUCUGUAUGAACUCUAGUUGCAAUCUCCACAACACUAUGUUCACUAAUCUGGUGCAAGCUCGCAUGUCUUUCUUCAACGCCAAUCCUGCCGGGAGAAUUUUGAACAGAUUCUCGAAAGACGUCGGCACGAUGGAUGAAUUAUUGCCUAAAAUAAUGUUGGAGGCACUUCAGUUGACGGUCGUAAUGGGCGGUAUACUUGUCAUGGAGAUCAUAAUUAAUUACUGGAUGUUAAUAGCGAUCGCAAUACUAGGUAUCAUAUUCCUGCUAGUGACGAAAGUAUGUCUCCGCACCGCACAAAAUACAAAACGUCUCGAAGCCGUGACCAAGAGCCCGCUGUUCUCCCACGUGAGCUCCACUUUGAACGGCCUACCAACAAUCAGGAGCAGUGGUUCCGGCAUCGAGCUGAUGAUGCAGAAACAAUUCGAUUCGUUGCAGGACUAUCACAGUGGCGCAUGGUAUCUCGUCCUGGCCAUAGCGGCGAUCUUCGGACUGGUGUUGGACUUGGUCACUUGCGUGUUUGUUGCUUGCAUCUGCUUCUCUUUUAUCGCGAUUAACGGAUAUGGUGGAGUACUUAGCGGCGACGUAGGUCUGGCGAUCUCGCAGUCGCUAAUUUUGACUGGUAGUCUACAGUAUGGCGUAAGACAAAUCGCUGAGACGAUCUCGCUGAUGACAUCCGUGGAGAGGAUUCUUCAGUACACAGAUCUACCCACGGAGAAGUCAAUGAUUUCGAAAAAUCCUCCGCCGCCCACGUGGCCGGCCAGCGGAAGGCUCAUCUUCAAGAACGUCAACAUGAAGUACGACGAAAAUGAUCCACCGGUCUUGAAGAAUCUGAACGUAUCCAUCGAGCCAGGCUGGAAAGUAGGAGUGGUGGGACGAACCGGUGCCGGCAAAUCGUCCCUGAUAUCCGCGCUCUUCCGUCUGUUCGACGAAGGUCUGGAGGGUGAGAUCAAAAUUGACGACAGGGACACGAGCACGGUGGGAUUGACGGAACUACGCUCUAAGAUCUCCAUCAUACCGCAGGAGCCGGUACUCUUCUCCGAGAGUUUACGCUACAACCUGGAUCCGUUUAAUCAGUAUGAAGACACGCUGCUCUGGAAAGUGCUUCAGCAAGUCGAACUGAACGACAUCGCCUUGGACCAGGAUGUCUUUUACGGCGGUCACAAUUUCAGCGUAGGCCAAAGGCAGCUCAUAUGUCUGGCCAGAGCUAUCUUGAGAAACAAUCACUUGCUCGUCCUCGACGAGGCGACCGCUAAUAUCGAUUCACACACUGACUCCUUAAUCCAGGAAACGAUAAGAAGUAACUUCAAAGAAUGCACCGUAAUUACGAUAGCACAUCGUUUAAACACUAUUAUAGAUAGUGAUCGAAUUAUCGUAAUGGAAAAUGGUUAUAUAGUGGAAUUCGGUUGUCCAUACGAGUUGUUGCACGACAAACCGAACGGCUAUUUUUCGAAAAUGGUGGAAAAUACGGGCAGCCAAAUGGCCCGGAGCCUUCUCGAGCAGGCUGAGAAGGCUUGUCAAAAGAACGACAAUCAUCGGAAUUUAGAUCUAUCGAGACGAAGUUCCAACGAGAGUGACGUUGCAGUCGACGAGAUCAUAGAACAAUCUGCCCUAUAGAUUUACCCUCAUAAAUGAUAAUACCGAUAUAUUGUAUAUCCUACGAAAAAGACACGUUCGCGCUGAAAAUUUACAUACAUAAGUAUAGAAGAACUUCGCGAAAAGCAAUGAAAGGUUAAUACAAAUUAUCAAAAUCAUCAUGUAAGAACGAUGACGAUGACAAUGAGGGAAAAAUUAUAUGUUAUGAAAA
This is a messenger RNA of Dinoponera quadriceps, 5056 nucleotides long. RefSeq names its product multidrug resistance-associated protein 4-like. Gene Ontology annotation, cellular component: membrane. The transcript has 17 exons. Gene Ontology annotation, biological process: transmembrane transport. Gene Ontology annotation, molecular function: ATP binding; ATP hydrolysis activity; ABC-type transporter activity. NCBI's taxonomy places the organism in Eukaryota, Metazoa, Arthropoda, Insecta, Hymenoptera, Formicidae. Bases 577 to 4866 code for a protein of 1429 amino acids. The record is from RefSeq and is a predicted model, not a curated record.